Messenger RNA from Peromyscus leucopus (white-footed mouse), 781 nucleotides. RefSeq names its product cytochrome c-like. Gene Ontology annotation, molecular function: heme binding; electron transfer activity. Gene Ontology annotation, biological process: mitochondrial electron transport, ubiquinol to cytochrome c; mitochondrial electron transport, cytochrome c to oxygen. NCBI's taxonomy places the organism in Eukaryota, Metazoa, Chordata, Mammalia, Rodentia, Cricetidae. The record is from RefSeq and is a predicted model, not a curated record. The coding region runs from base 191 to 571 and encodes 126 amino acids. The transcript is spliced from 2 exons. Gene Ontology annotation, cellular component: mitochondrial intermembrane space.
UAUAGGCUUACAGUCUCAGCUGGGGCAGUGAGACAAGAGAGAAGCCCAAGGGAUACCGUAGGGAAGGGAGAAGUUCAAGUAUCCUCAUUUUCAGAUACGAUUCUACACCUAAGACUAUGAAGGAGAGAGCAGGACAUUCAUCAUUGGCUCACAGCAGUUGUGGUGUUGACCACCUGGGAACAAAUUAAAAAUGGGUGAUGUUGAGAAAGGCAAGAAGAUUUGUGUUCAGCAGUGUGCCCAGUGCCACGCUGUGGAACAGGGAGGCAAGCAUAAGACUGGACCAAAUCCCCAUGGUCUGUUUGGGAGGAAGACAGGUCAGGCCACUGGAUUCUCUUACCCAGACACCAACAAGAGCAAAGGGGUAAUAUUCCACAACAGAUGCCUGGUGGAGUCUUCAGAGAAUCCUAGGAAAUACAUCCCUGGAGCAAAAACAAUCUUUGCUGGAAUUCAGAAGAGGGGAGAAAGGGCAGACCUAAUAGCUGAUCUUAAAAAGAAUGCUAAUGAGCAGUUCCACUGCCUUAUUUAUUACAAAACAAAUGUCUCAUGGCUUUUAAUGUGUACUGCAGUUUAAUUCAUACACCAAAAUUCAGAUCAUGAAUGGCUAGCAAUGUUUUUGUUGGGCAGUCCUGAUUUAAGUAAAACUGACUUGUAGUAAAGUGGAUAUGAUCUUUUUAAAAUAACAAUUCCAGUUGUAUAAAUACUAUCUCUGCUCUCCCUUUCUCAUGAUACGAUUGGACUUAAUUAGUGAAGUUCUACUUUUCACAAAGAUGGGGGUGUCACC